AUGAAGUACAAGUUGGAAACACCAUCAAAGAAUGAGAAGAAAUUCAAACUACCCCUUGAAGACCGUCUCUUCUUGACUCUUGUCCGUUUAAGGAGGGGUACUCCUCUGGUAGACUUAGGAUUUGUUAUGGGCAUUGGCAAAACCCAGGCCAGUGAAAUCUUUUUUGCAGUAUUAAGGCACAUGUACCUAACAUUUCAAAAAUUUAAGGAUCGCAUGCUCAUGACCGUAGAAGAACAAAAGAAGAAUGUACCGAAAGUGUUCAAGCCUUUCAAAAAUCUGCGUAUGAUUAUUGAUGGAGCUUCGUUCAAAUUACAAGUACCUUCUGAUUUUCAACAACAGGGGAAUACUUAUUCUGAUUAUAAAUCAUACAAUACUGCUCAUUUCAUCAUUGGGAUUAAUCUAUAUGGAGGAGUGUCUUUUGUUAGCGAAGCUUAUGAAGGAGCAAUUUCAGACAAAGAGACUGUGAAUUACAGCAAACUACUAGAUUUGUUCCAACCAGGGGAUGCUGUAAUGGUAGACCGUGGUUUUGAGUUGAAGAGUGAAUGUAUGUUACGCCAAAUAGAGCUUAUAAGGCCGCCAUCUCUGGGCCAGCGCAAUCGCUUCACCCCAAAGGAAGUAUUAGUAACCAAAGCCAUUGCCAAAGCACGCAUCUAUGUUGAACAUGCCAUUGGAAAAAUCAAGGACUUUCGUCUGCUGAGGUUCACUAUCACUAACAAGAUGAUACCUUACAUAGAGGACAUGGUGUUUGUGUGUGCAUGUUUGACAAACUUUGACCCUCCACACCUCAUCAAGAAACCAAAGAAGAAAAAGAAGGCAUCUAAGACUAAUGGUCAACAGAAGACUACCAAGAAAUCUUCUAAGGGUCCCUCUAAAGUCUCAUCAAAAUCCAACUGAAUAUUUGAGUUUUGUCUCAACCUUCUAAUUACUGCCUAAUUUCAACAUAUUGUUAAUUUUUGAAUAAUUUUAAUUUUGUUCUUUCUUUUUGGGUUAUUGUUAUAAGCUAAAGAUUAUUAACUUUAAAAAAUUGUUACUAAAUAUUUUCAAUAAAUAAAAAAAACCUGGAAAGAAAAUUAUGAGUUGAUGAAUUAGUAUAAGGUCAGGCAAGUAGGGUACAC
Molecule: messenger RNA, 1115 nt
Organism: Frankliniella occidentalis (western flower thrips)
Lineage: Eukaryota; Metazoa; Arthropoda; Insecta; Thysanoptera; Thripidae
Exons: 1
Coding region: 1-894 (297 amino acids)
Source: RefSeq, a predicted model, not a curated record